Messenger RNA from Olea europaea var. sylvestris, 788 nucleotides. RefSeq lists its product as uncharacterized. Gene Ontology annotation, molecular function: cysteine-type peptidase activity. Gene Ontology annotation, biological process: proteolysis. The transcript is spliced from 4 exons. The coding region runs from base 199 to 765 and encodes 188 amino acids. Lineage: Eukaryota; Viridiplantae; Streptophyta; Magnoliopsida; Lamiales; Oleaceae. The record is from RefSeq and is a predicted model, not a curated record.
UUCAUCGAUGAGACGUAGCCGAACUUAUUCAGAGAGGUGGACAAUGUCAAGUGGAAAGCGUUCGAGACAGAGUGGAGGAGAAUUAUCCCUGGAGUUAGCCGCACGAUAGGUCAAAGGACGGUCUCGGACCCUUCCAAGUGAUUCCACGAUAUCACCACUGCGGGAGCUUGUCUCGCUGACGAUCACAUCGACCUGGCCAUGGACUUGCUACGAGAUCGAGCUCAAAGACAUCCAAAAUCAUUUGAUGUACAUGGUCGAGUCAUACUAAACACCGAGUUCCUGCGUGCCAUUACCAUAGAGUAUCAGUCGCUCGAAUUUACGGGUAACGAGUACACGGUGCCAGAAUAUAUGCUCGAGUGGGUGAUAGGACUGUCACCGAGUAUCGGGGGAAAAUCAUGGGAGGGUUUUACACAUAUGUACUAUGUUACACUGGAGAUCGUAUUUGUUGACUCGACUAUAUAUGUGUACGACCCAGAUCAUUCAUAUUUGACACAAGGCCAGUUGAAGCAAAACCUAGAGUCCGUGGCUGUAAUUGUUCCUAUGAUGGCCAAACGAGUGGGGAUAAAUGUACAUGACAGAUUGCGGAUCGUUCGAAACAUGACGACAGUGCGACAAUCCGUAAGCAGCGACUGCGGCAUAUUUGCCAUUAAGUACGUUGAAUUUUUAGAUAUAGGAUAUAUGGUUGAUGAAAUCAACCAGUCGUGGAUACAGAACUGGAAAAAGAAGUUAGCAUGUGAUUUGUUCGAAUUUAAUGCUGACCCGUAAAUUUCAUUUAUAUAUAUGUAACA